AUGGAGUUUUGUUAUAAGGCAUGGUACCAGGCUGGAGUCACCAACAAUGAAGCCGCGCACUGUGGCCUACAAUGUGUCCAAUAUUCACAAAAUAUGGAUUGGAUUGGAGAAUUCUCUAAACGGUCGAAUCUGGACCGAUCAAACUUUAGACAGAUAUGGGAAAGCUUAUUACAAUUUGAGGCAAGGAAUGCCGACAAACAGAAGGAUAGAUUUCAUGAUUUUUUGAAUGAAUUACCGGAAAUGACUCGACAAAUGAAAGCGAUGGAGAAUGCUAAACUAAGUGUCAAAGAUGAAUGUAGCUGCAAUGAAUGCCACAAAAAGGGUAUUAUCGAUGAGAUGUUUUACUGUGGUAAAUGCAGCUUUGAAAUUUGUGGCGCUUGUGCUUACAAGAAGCAUCAUCCACAUAAAGCCAUUCCGUUGUUGGAGAAACAGAAAUUGCUUUCGAAAGAAGAAAUUCUCAAGGAAGCAUCAACUUUUGCCGAUUUACGGGAGAAACAUGAGUCAUUCACAAAGAUAAAGUCCAAAUUUGAGGCAUCUGCUGAGAAUUACUUGCCUCUUUUCCGCAGAUUCAACAAAGAAGUUAAGGAAUUAAUUAAAACCCCUGAUGAUACUCCCGUUUUCAAGAAACCAAAAAUGGAAAAUUUACCGAGCUCCCAAGAUGAUCAUAGCUGCAGUGAAUGUCAUCAUAAAGGAACUAGCAACGAAAUAUUUGUACUACUUGUGCUUUCAAGAAGCAUCAUGCACAUAAUUUUCAACUACUUUUGGAAAAACAGGGUUAUCAAACGC
Mesorhabditis belari is the source of this 786-nucleotide messenger RNA. Lineage: Eukaryota; Metazoa; Nematoda; Chromadorea; Rhabditida; Rhabditidae. The record is from the annotation of a GenBank genome assembly.